UGCAGUGGGCCGUUGCGCUGACGUCACCGUUUCCCAGCAGCCCCUGCAGCACGGAGCCGGCUGGACAAUGUCACUGCAGCGCUUCCAUGCCGAGUGGCUAGAGCUGGACAAAGAAUUUAACCAGCUGCAGGAAACUCACAAAGUGUACAGACACAAACUGGAUGAACUUACAAAUCUUCAAACUAUAUGUAGUAACUCUAUAAGUAAACAAAAACGAAGACGGAAAGACCUUGCGUGCAGUCUCCGAAGAUGCAAGCUUUCGGCUAAUGCAGAAGAAAUUGAAGUCAUACAGAGAAUUAAUGAUGAUAUUAAAGAGCGACGUAAUGUUUUCUUUGAUAUGGAAGCAUUUUUACCGAAGAAAAAUGGGCUAUACUUAAACCUGGUGCUUGGAAACGUGAAUGUAACUCUCUUCAGCAAGCAGGCUAAAUUUGCUUACAAAGAUGAAUAUGAAAAAUUCAAACUUUAUCUGACUAUUAUCUUGUUGCUUGGUGCAAUAUCUUGCAUGUUUCUGCUGAAUAGGGUAAUUGAUGAAAUAUUUAACUUCCUGUUGGUCUGGUAUUACUGCACCUUAACAAUAAGGGAGAGUGUUCUUAUCAGCAAUGGAUCAAGAAUUAAAGGCUGGUGGGUGUCUCAUCAUUAUGUGUCUACAUUCCUCUCAGGGGUAAUGUUAACAUGGCCAAAUGGGUUAAUGUAUCAAAUGUUUCGCAGUCAAUUUCUAGCAUUUUCUAUUUAUCAGAGUUGUGUGCAGUUCUUGCAGUAUUAUUACCAGAGUGGCUGCCUUUAUAGAUUGCGGGCUUUAGGAGAGAGGGAUCACAUGGAUCUUACAGUGGAAGGAUUUCAGUCAUGGAUGUGGAGAGGUUUGACGUUUCUCCUUCCAUUUCUUUUCUUUGGUCAUUUUUGGCAAUUGUACAAUUCACUCACACUUUUUGGACUUUCACAACAUGAAGGAUGCAAAGAAUGGCAAGUUUUUGUCUUGGCCCUCACAUUCCUGGUCCUAUUUCUCGGGAACUUCCUUACAACUCUGAAAGUUGUUCAUCAAAAAUUUCAGAAGAACAAAGAUAAAUUGAAAAAGCUGUGAAUGCCUGAAUCCUGCUGAGUAAACAAUGUUGUUGGGGAAGGUGGCAAUAUAUUCCAGUCCCCUUAACUUUUCCUGCUGGAAUUGAACCUGAACACUUGCAAUCAGUGAGGCAGGAUUUACAACUGUCACACAAAUAUUCACAAGAAUCCUGAUGGUAGCUGCAUUCUCUAUUAAUUGUGGGAGAAAUGGACUAGAUGACGUUAGCGUGGUUCAUUAUCCUUAACAAGCUUGUGGUUUUUCAUUUCGGUGUUAGUCUUUCAAUCCAAUGAGAUGUCACUGUCUAAAUGCGAUUUCUACUGCCAUGGGGCAAUUGAUGGGUGCAAAAUAGGGUGCAAUUGUGAAAUGAAUGUCAUUUGGCUCAACCUUCAUAACGAUUAGACGUGAGAUAUUUUGUGGGCGAUCAGCAAAUGUUAAAAUUUUGAUUGAAAUGUAAGUCUCAAUUGGCCAAUACAAAAGGUGGGUACACGUGAAAAUUUAAUACUAAGUAUAAUAUUCACAUUAUUUAUGCAUGCAUACACUGUGUUCAGCCCUUGUGGAUAUAAUGUUAUCAAGUAAAUGUAUAUUGUAAUUUAGAUUGUAUUUCAAAUUACUUAAUUGUCUUGCUCUGUGGAUCGAUAACAUUUGCUUUUUAAAAACCCACUCAUUAAUUUGUCUCCCAUUUUAGUUUCUUUCCCUUGGAUUCUGUUUUAGGAUGUAUUUUAUUUUCCCCAAACAAGCAGUACUACUUUCAGACAAACUACCUCCUUUUCGUAUGUUGACUAGUGCCACUCUUGAUCUAGUUGGAGGUAUUUAGAGUGACUCAGGGUAACUGUGUUUUUUUUAAAUUGGCCAAGUGCCUGGGAUUGAUGUAUUGCUGACUAUUGAUAAAGGAACUCUGAAAGAAUGGAUAUUUGUAAUCAUGGAAGAGCCUAUACCCCACUUGAACAUUAGUUUUUCUUUUGCACUCGAUCCAAGGGAAUUUUUCUUUCCUUGCAGCAUGAGCUGACCAUAAUAUUGUCACAUUUUAGUGAAGAUGGACAUGACAUAAGCCCUAAAAUAACUAGAUUUGUUUGCAUUUGUUUGAAAUUGAUACAACACCUAUAAAUGAACAAUCAAGAGAUUUUUUUGUUUCUCAGCUAAGUACAUGGAUCAUGUAAUAACACAAAAUGGGGCCACAAAAAUGGAAAAUGCUACAAAGGCAGCAUGUGUGAGUGAAGUCAUGCCCGCUUGGAAAUGUAAUAAUUUCUUCGGAAGGGCAUGUUAUUCCUCCAAAGUGGAGAAUGGUUAACCUUGUACUGAUUUGAGUGUCAUACACUGCAGCUACAUCACAAAUGCUGAAAUUGACUUGUUCUCGAGCUGAAUCACGGAGUGAAUAAUGGUGUAUAGCAACAUCUACACUUUCCAAUGAAAUCUGUGCAAAAAUAGUCAAAGCUUAGACACCAUUUAAGCUUUUAAGAAUUUGUAAGCAUUAACGAGAACCUAUGACGUUGUGAAAGGCAGAUACUUGAAAUUGUGAUUUUAAUGAGAAGAGGAAGCAUACAUUCCUAUUGGGCUUCCUAAAGCUGAAUAUAAACUUUGUAACUUGUGCAAAAAGCUUCAAUGGCUUGUGUCAAACAAAAUCAUGUCCCGUUGUCACUCUGACUUCUGCAUAUUGGAAACCAACCUCCAAUUAGCAGGUCUUAAUUUUUUUUUUUGCAGUUAAAUCUAUAUUGUUAUUUGAUAGUGUUUGAAAAAUAUAUUGUUCAUUCGUGAAUUUUUGUAUUUAACAAUUUUGUUGAAUAGAAUUGAACCUUGUCGUGCAAAAUAGGAACAAUCGAAGGUCUGCCUGCUAUUUGACGCUAUCAAAUGUCAUUUGAAAUAAUUUGUUACCGAUGUGCAAUACCAUGGUAUCCACAAUAUUCAAUAAUUUAUUUCCGUUGGAUUCCAGGAGAAUAUUUUAAAGGCUUAAAGUUAGUCGCAUGUAACUAACCUGGUGUAAGGAAGAUGCAAGUAUGCAAUAUUAGCAUGUAAUGCCUUAUUUUACAGAAAGGGAAAAAGAACAAAUAAUGAGAGAAUUAAACUUGAAGUAAUUAUACUUGUGGAAAACCAGUCGUGGAUAUUUGAUGAAAACUUCUAUAAUAAAGUAAUAGCAAGAAACUGAAAUGGAACAGUCACAGAAAUGCAAAGCCAUGAUUAAAAUGCUCCUCAACCAUGUAUCUCCCAGCUGAAUUAUUUUUAAAGCAAAUGCUGACUGUGAAUGUGUGUUUACUGGGUCAUUUUAUCUAAGCAUUUUCAGUUGCACUUCCUUUGUAAAAUUUACUGUGAAAUAGAAUUGUAAGAAACAAUCUGGAGUUCUUAUGAUUGUAAUCUGAUCAUCUCAGUGAGAAGGUUUGACCUUCUAUGUGGGGUGUGUUAACUUCUACUACACUGUCAUUUGUGUAGAAAGCUCAUUUACAAUAAACCACUUCAGGAAAACCA
Amblyraja radiata (thorny skate) is the source of this 3514-nucleotide messenger RNA. It is a transcript of the gene tmem120b, whose product is annotated as transmembrane protein 120B. Gene Ontology annotation, biological process: fat cell differentiation. The transcript is spliced from 12 exons. NCBI's taxonomy places the organism in Eukaryota, Metazoa, Chordata, Chondrichthyes, Rajiformes, Rajidae. Gene Ontology annotation, cellular component: membrane. The coding region runs from base 68 to 1078 and encodes 336 amino acids. The record is from RefSeq and is a predicted model, not a curated record.